AUGGUAGGAUCACAGUGUUGUGAGAAUCCACCAGAUCUUAGUUUAAGUUCAGGAAUUGGAUGGGUUGAAGAUAUUGGAGGUCUUGAAAGCUAUAUUUCUGGUUCUUUGGAUUCAAAGCUUGGAAUUCUACUUGUUUCUGAUGUUUUUGGAUUUGAAGCACCUAACUUGAGGUAUAUCAACUGGCAGGUCAAAGUAGCAGCUACUGGAUACUAUGUCGUGGUUCCUAAUUUCUUUCAUGGGGAUCCUUUUAGUCCUGAAAAGACUAUGGUGACAUGGUAUCAGUCCCAUCUAACGGAAGAUGCAGCUAAAGAAGCGAGACCAGUAAUUGAAGCUCUAAGAAGCAAGGGGAUUACUGCAAUUGGAGCCGCAGGGAUCUGCUGGGGUGCAAAGGUAUCCGUGGAACUAUCUAAGCUAGCUGAUCUUAAAGCUAUAGUGAUGCUCCAUCCUUCACUCGUGACUGUUGAUGAUAUCAAAGAAAUCAAGGUACCUAUUUCGAUAUUGGGAGCUGAAGUUGACCACAUGUCUCCACCGGAACUUGUGAAAAAAUUUGAAGAAAUUUUAUCAACUAAAGCUGAGGUGGGUAGCUUUGUAAAGAUAUUUAAUGGGGUAAGACACGGAUGGACUGUGAGAUACAACAUCAAAAAUGUAGAAGUUGUAAAGCGUGCAGAGGAAGCUCAUAAUGACAUGUUAGAAUGGUUCUUUAAGUAUGUGAGGAGUUCUUUCCGUAGAAGUGCUUUGUAG
Messenger RNA from Papaver somniferum (opium poppy), 741 nucleotides. Its product is annotated as endo-1,3;1,4-beta-D-glucanase-like. The coding region runs from base 1 to 741 and encodes 246 amino acids. NCBI's taxonomy places the organism in Eukaryota, Viridiplantae, Streptophyta, Magnoliopsida, Ranunculales, Papaveraceae. The record is from RefSeq and is a predicted model, not a curated record. Gene Ontology annotation, molecular function: hydrolase activity. The transcript is spliced from 7 exons.